GUGACGUCUCUAAACACGCGUGAGCAAAUAGCAUCAACUAUCUAGGAUGUCUCGCAAACGGAAAAGAGCAAUAAUUGUUCUUCUAGUAUCGGUAACCCUAUAUGUUUCCACGUUACAAGUAACCCAUUCAGUCAGUCUCAGACAAAAGGAGGAUGACUUAAGGACUUACCAGCAUGAAAAGCCAACAGUUCACAGGUGGGAAAGGAUUGAAAGUCACCCCGACUUCGAGCAGCGGGAUUUGCGUUGGGUUGAACAUGUUAUUAAGCGUCCACAACUGCGCCAAGCUAACCAACCUGAUAUCAGCGAGCUUCGGCCAGUCCCGGAAUAUAAAGUAAAUAAACCGGACGGAAAUGACAGGAGCUUCGCGCUUAAUGGCUCCUUUUGGACAAUUGGUGAAAUCAGCCCACUGUCAUGGUCUUCCUCUUCCAGCUCCAGAGAUGGAUAUCAAGCAGAUUCUACGGGUUUUGAUGGGGUCAAGGGGAAAGUUUUGGGCCCAUCGUUGGACGCAAGCCCACUCUACAAGACUUGGCAGACCAUGAGGCCUUUGGUGCACUGCGAUAAUAAUGUCAUGACCUUCACAGCAUCUGGAGGAGGACUCCCACACCUGUUAGUUGACAGAGGAGCAGCCUCUCCCAUCUCCCCAUUCCACCUACCCCCGUACUGUGGUUACUCAGUGAGGACAACAUGGAGUGACCUUGAGAUGAUGGUGCCUUAUGAUGCAUGUUACAUCACGCAAGAGAAUGGCAGUUAUGUGUUGCCCCUGUUGUGGGGAGGAAGCCCUCUGAAGCUCUCCUGCCCAGUGCAAGUGUCCACUCCUGCUCCCUCUUCCUCACACUCGGCCCCUUCAGUCUUCUGCUCCCCCUAUGGCAUUGGAGUUCAGAUACCAUGGCAGGAACAGGACAUGCCCAUGAUGGGAGUCAUAGUGAAUGGAGCCCUAAGUCCAUUUGUGUCUGCUGACUGUGCGUACCCCAUCCACUCCCAUCCUGGACAGCUUGCCUUCUUCAUCUCCACUACUGCUCUCUGUAUCACCACUGAAGAUAGCCUUCAACUCAAGCUUAUAUUAGAUGACAAGGGAUACAUCCUCUCCUGUCCAGUCAAUCCUCAGAUUCUCUAUGUUCCCUCUCCCCCUUCAUCUCCUCCUCUGGCUCCUGGUGACCCUCAGUCUCCCUAUUUACCAGGUCAUGUUAGUCCUCCUCCCACCUCCCCUCCACCACCUCCUCCUCAACCUCCAACUCAGGGGCAGAUUGCUCAGCUUCCUGAACACCCCUACAACCCCUACCCCGGAUUCCAUUACCACCAGCUUCCCCAGGUCUAUCCUCCUGGCCCACAGCCUGCCCACCCCCCUCGACCCACUCCUUACAGUCCACCUGGGUCACAGCCAGAGCUCUCUAUCCAACCCUCUGAGCCUGGAAAGCUGCCCCUUUCUCCUAGAGGGUUCUCAAAAUCCCCUCCCCAUUCUCACCAGACAACUGAAAUACCAGAUAUUGGCCAUAAUCAAUAUCCAUCAGGUGGGUAUUACCCUUAUGUGCCAUUUUACUACCCGACUGUGACCCCUGCUCCAACCCCUACAACCAAAAAAACUCAGGCUAAUAAAGUUCCUCCAUCUACCCAGCCACCCCAACCUCCAGCACAUCCUUACUACCCUCUGUAUUAUCAUCAGAUCCCCCACUAUUCUGAACCAGCUGCCCAAGCACCUGCUUCUCUCCAGCCUAGUCCACGAUCUUACCCACCUCCCUCGCCUCCAAAACAACCUCAAGAGCCAUCACAGCACCUAGUCGAUCCAUUUUAUCCACCUGCCGCUUAUAGUUCCUACUAUCAUUAUAUGCAGUGGUAUCACAUGAAACCAGGUCUCGACCAAGUCUCCACUUCCACUCCCUCCUCACCUUCAACCAUCGCAACUAAAGUUUCCAAACAGCCUCAUCCUCAGAUUCCAGAAUCUCCACCACCAACCUGUCCCCCAUUUAGCCACACCAUAUGCAGCUACUACCCCUACACCUAUUAUCCCUAUUACCAUCUUCCCUAUCCACUAUAUUACCAGCCACCUUACCCCCCUGUGCCCCAGUAUCCUCAGAUCCCACCACCAAAAACCACCAGCACCACCACUACUACUACAGCUUCUACCACCACAAGUUCUACAACCUUAAGUCCACCCAAGCCCACUCCACAGACACCCCAUCUUCAGUGUCUGGUGGGGAGGAUGGUUGUUUUUCUUCCCUUUGCUCACCCAGACUCCAUCCAGGUCAGAGACCAGAAGAAGUUGUGGCUUUUCCUGUCCAGUGUUCCUCCAAGGUGUGGGUACGCGCUGCAGGUUGCUGAGGGCCCUGGGGUGUUCCUUCACUCUCCACUGCCUGCCUGCCACAGCCAGCAGAGGACUCCCACUACCAUUUCCUUACCCUUAAGGUUUUGGGACCUUUCUUUGGGCCAGUAUAGGACUCUGGACUUGCAGUGCCCUUAUAAAACUGCCCCUAAAACUCCUGCACUAACUCCUCCAACACCACCCCCUACCCUCCCAGACCACACCAAGAGCAAGCCUCGUCUGCCUGUCAUCCCAAAGCCUGAAGUCUUCUGCUACUCCCAUCAGAUGAAUGUGGAGCUCCCCCCUGGUCCCAUCUCUGAAAUUGUUGUUAAGGACAUCAGAGGGAAUCAGAUGAACCUUCAGGAUGCCCCAAAGCUCUGUGGGUAUUCUGCAAAAAAAGGCAAAGAUGGCAAAGUCCGUUUAAGUUUGCAGUUGCAUUCACGCUGCCACAUGAGCGUGCAGGGUAAAAUGUAUGUCAUCACUGUCUACUACAUGACAGUAAAUGGGAGACGGGAGGCUCAGUUUUCAUGUCCAGUGGUUAUCCGAACAUCUGGACAAGAGUGCAAACUUCCCAGCGAACAGCAUCUUCCCUGCGGACAUGGCUCUGUAUCCCAGCCACAGUGCCUCUCUAUGGGCUGCUGCUUCAACAAGCAACCCCCUGCCUGCUUCUACCCCAUGGACGAGUGCACUAUUGACCGCCACUUUGUCUUCUCGGUGCCUACCUCCCUCACUGAGCCCCCUCUGUCACCUGCCCUGCUUGUUGCUGCUGGUAACUCCACCUGCAAACCUCAGAGGGUGAUGUCUGACUACGCCUUAUUCAAGAUCCCCAUGGAUGGCUGUGGGACACGCAGAGUGAUGGUGGGGAAAACUAUAAUCUACAUGGUGGAGGUCAUCAGUAAGGUUCAGACAAUCAGCCUCAACUACGGCACAAUAACAAGGGAUUCUCCUGUCAGGUUGUUGGUGGAGUGCCGGUUUGUGCCAAAUACUCUUCUAAGUGUCAGCUACAUGGUCAAAACUCCCACUCUUGGGCCUGAAGUUCAGACCCAGGGGAUGUUUGGAGUUCAGCUCAGGAUCGCCAAAGACGCCACAUACAGCAGCUAUCACCCUCAGUAUCACCAGCCCCUGCAGAUGCUGCUAGGGAAACCCCUCUACUUGGAAGUACGACUACUCAACUCCCCAGAUCCAAAUUUGGUGCUGCUGGUUCACUUCUGUGUGGCCUAUCCCCGCUCUGGCAAAGCUGUGUGGCUGCUGCUUUACAACGGAUGCCCUAAUCCCUUGGACCCAGCAUCGCAGCAGGCUGUUCUGUUUGAUCCUCCACCACCCUCUCCACGGGCCCAGACCCGUCGCUUCACUGUCAGCACCUUUCAGUUCCUGCCGGAUGGUGAGUUCAAGGACUCAGAUGAGGAGAUAUACUUCAUGUGUUCAACUGAAAUCUGCUCACCCCAGGAUGGGCCCUGUGUCGAGGGAUGCUUUGGCCAGUGACAUUACACCAUGGAAGAGGCUUCAAGUUGGUGUGGGAGAUGAUGAUCUGGCUUGACAUCAUCCCUUGAACCAUCAAUAAAAGUUCUUAAAAGAG
Cheilinus undulatus (humphead wrasse) is the source of this 3872-nucleotide messenger RNA. RefSeq lists its product as uncharacterized. Gene Ontology annotation, cellular component: egg coat. The record is from RefSeq and is a predicted model, not a curated record. The transcript has 19 exons. Gene Ontology annotation, biological process: prevention of polyspermy; binding of sperm to zona pellucida. Lineage: Eukaryota; Metazoa; Chordata; Actinopteri; Labriformes; Labridae. Gene Ontology annotation, molecular function: acrosin binding; structural constituent of egg coat. The coding region runs from base 47 to 3778 and encodes 1243 amino acids.